AUGAAGCAAAGAUUCUCGUCUUUGGACGUUAAGGUUAUCACGCAGGAAUUGGCGUCGGAGUGUGUCAACCUCCGCGUGUCCAACAUUUACGACCUGUCCUCGCGUAUCUUCCUCUUCAAACUUGCCAAGCCGGAUCAUCGGCGGCAACUCAUCAUUGAUUCCGGUUUUCGCACUCAUGUUACCCAAUAUUCGCGAACUGCAGCAACCACACCUUCACCAUUUGUGACCCGUCUCCGAAAGUACCUAAAGUCUCGUCGGAUUACGGGCUUCUCCCAAAUUGGUACUGACCGUAUCAUCGAUAUCUCGUUCAGCGAUGGCGCAUACCACAUCUUCCUCGAAUUCUUCGCCGGUGGUAACAUUAUCUUGACGGACCGUGAGCACAACAUUCUUGCUUUCUUCCGCCAGGUUCCUGCUGGUGUGGGCCAGGAGGAGAUCAAGGCUGGGCUCAAGUACACUGUCUCUAAUAAGCAGAAUUACGACGGGGUUCCGAACAUUACAGCAGAUCGAGUUUUGCAUACACUACAAAAGGCACAGGCCUUUUCUGCCCAAGAGGAAAAUGCGCCCAAGAAGUCCAAGAAGAAAGGAACAGAUGUUUUGCGGAAGGCAUUAUCGCAAGGCUUUCCUGAAUAUCCUCCUUUGCUCCUGGACCACGUCUUUGCGCUCAAGGAAUUCGAUACUGCAACGCCACUGGAUCAGGUCUUGGGGAGCCAAGAUCUGCUGCAGUCAGUGCAAGAGGUGCUAGAAGAGUCGCAGCGGAUUUCAAACUCCUUUGAUUCUGGCGACAGUCAUCCGGGUUACAUUGUGGCGAAAGAAGACACGCGACCCAUGCCGGAAGGAGAAACUUCGUCAAAGGCCCCGGGUCUGCUCUAUGAAGACUUCCACCCCUUCAAACCCCGACAGUUUGAAAAUAAACCAGGCAUAAAGAUUCUGGAGUUCGAGCGCUUCAAUGCCACGGUCGACGAAUACUUCUCAUCUCUUGAGUCCCAGCGACUUGAGUCACGAUUGACGGAGCGCGAGGAGGCAGCCAAGAAGAAGCUCGAAUCCGUGCGAUCAGAGCACAAAAAACGGAUUGAUGAGCUCAAGAAUGUCCAAGAGCUUCACAUCCGUAAAGCGGAUGCUAUUCAAGACAACGUUUACCGAGUCCAGGAGGCAGUGGAUGCUGUCAAUGGACUGGUGGCCCAGGGAAUGGACUGGGGUGAGAUUGCGCGCCUGAUUGAAAUGGAACAGGAUCGCGGCAAUCCAGUGGCACAAAUAAUUAAGCUCCCCCUCAAACUGUACGAAAACACGAUAACCCUACUUCUUGGAGAGGCUGGCGGCGACGAGGAUGAAGAGGAGGAAUUCUCUAGCAGCGAUGAGUCAGACUCCGACUCAGAGAAUGAAGCAGAGCAAGAGACAGCCCGUGCUGAACGAGAGUCUAAGCUAUUGAGUGUCGACAUUGACCUUGGGCUGACCCCAUGGGCGAAUGCAUCGCAAUACUAUGACCAGAAGAAGCAAGCCUCGGAGAAGGAACAGAGGACAGCCCAGUCGUCUACGAAGGCACUGAAGAGUCACGAGAAAAAGGUGACCAUCGACCUCAAGAAAGGCUUAAAGAAAGAGAAGCAAGUGCUUCGACAGGCUCGGACGCCAUUCUGGUUCGAGAAAUUUAUCUUUUUCAUUUCUUCAGAGGGCUACUUGGUCAUUGGUGCACGGGAUGCUAUGCAAAGCGAGUUACUCUACCGGCGCUAUUUAUCUAAGGGUGACAUCUUUGUGCACGCUGAUCUCGAAGGUGCAACGCCAAUCGUAGUGAAGAACCGACCUGGUAGUGCGGACGCACCGAUUUCUCCAAGUACACUAUCUCAAGCCGGAAAUCUUUGUGUCGCGACUUCAGUUGCAUGGGAUUCCAAGGCUGUCAUGUCUGCUUGGUGGGCUCACGCCCAUCAGGUUUCGAAAACCGCGGAGAACGGUAGUGGAAUCUUGCCCACGGGUGUUUUCCAAAUCAAGGGGGAGAAGAACUUCUUGGCCCCAUCGCAACUGGUGCUUGGGUUCGGUAUUAUGUUCCAAGUCAGCCAGGAAAGUGUCCGAAACCAUAAGCAGCGAUUUGAGACGUCUGAAGUCCCGUCAGCCGCUAUAACUCCUGCCGAUGAGACUGAGGAUUCUAAGCCGAAGGAGGCUGUGGAGCCAGAAGUCCCAGUGCAGACAGAGACCACCGAUAAGUCCACCGAAGAGAUAAAGGAGGAUGCAGAGAAGGAGGACGCCGCAUCUGAAGAGGAGGAUGAAGAUGGCAAAGCUGCCACCCAAAAUCCUCUCCAGCGAGGCGAUUCUGGGCUCCCCACCUCUCAGCCAGCUCAAGACUUCGAGUCUGAGUCUGAGCCGGAAGAAGAAUUGAAAGAUGGGCUGGAUCAGGAAGUCGCAGAAGAUAAGCUGGAGGGAGAAGGAGCUACAUCCACAGCAGGUCAAACCUCUGUGCCCGAGCAAAGUGAAGAACCGAACUUGAAUGCUCGAGAGCGACGUACUCUGCGACAAGGCAAGCCUCUUGACCGUCCUGGCGAGGAAGAACCGGCUGCACCACGCCUCGCGCCCACUCGCGGCAAGCGGGCGAAGGAGAAGCGCGCUGCUGCGAAGUAUGCUCAUCAAGACGAUGACGAGCGUGAACUUGCUCUUCGAUUGGUGGGUGCCAACAAGGGCAAAGCUGCAAAGGCAGCCAAGGCAGCCGAAGCCAAGGAACAACGUGAACGAGAGGCCGAGGCGCAAAGGCAACGACGACGAGCUCAACAUGAGCGUGCUGCUGAAGCUGAGCGCAAGCGCCAGGCACAAUUCACGGAAAAUGGAACGGACGAUUACAACGAGGAGACAGCUGCUGCAGAAGCUGCGGAUCUCACCUGGAUUCCAGCCUUGGUGGGUACACCAACUCCGGAUGACGAAAUCAUUGCUGCUAUUCCAGUAUGUGCUCCAUGGGCUGCCCUUGGACGCUACAAAUAUAAAGUCAAGCUGCAGCCAGGCUCCGUGAAGAAGGGUAAGGCUGUCAAGGAAAUCAUCGGUCGGUGGGUCUCUGAGACUACCACCGGAAAGGUCAAGAAGGAGUACGCCGAAGAUAUCGGCAUCUCUCGUGUCGACGCGGAGCGUCUCCGGGAACGGGAGGGAGAGCUCAUCAAGGGCUGGAAGGAGACAGAGAUUAUCAACACCAUGGUUGUUGGCAAGGUGCGCAUCAUGACUGCAGGAGCUGGAAGUGCCGGUGGUGAUAAGAGCAAGGGCAAAGGUGGAAAGGGUGGUGGUGGAGGUGGAGGUAGCAGAGGUGGUAAGGGUAAGAAAAAAUGA
Messenger RNA from Penicillium coprophilum, 3294 nucleotides. RefSeq names its product putative DUF814 domain protein. Bases 1 to 3294 code for a protein of 1097 amino acids. Gene Ontology annotation, molecular function: ribosomal large subunit binding; tRNA binding. Gene Ontology annotation, cellular component: RQC complex. Gene Ontology annotation, biological process: ribosome-associated ubiquitin-dependent protein catabolic process; rescue of stalled cytosolic ribosome. The record is from RefSeq and is a predicted model, not a curated record. The transcript has 4 exons. NCBI's taxonomy places the organism in Eukaryota, Fungi, Ascomycota, Eurotiomycetes, Eurotiales, Aspergillaceae.